This is a messenger RNA of Adineta steineri, 1239 nucleotides long. Lineage: Eukaryota; Metazoa; Rotifera; Eurotatoria; Adinetida; Adinetidae. The record is from the annotation of a GenBank genome assembly.
AUGAUUAUCUUCUAUUUUGAAAUAAUUAAUGGUGAUCUGUUUCGAAUUCAUAUGCAUCGAAUUCAACCACAUUUGUAUAGAACAGCAAACUGUACAUUAUCGAUAACAAAUCAAACGAUAUGUCAAAUGUCAUCGCGUACUUUUGGCAACAUAACUGUUGAGAAAUCUUCGGUUUACGAACGUUUAGUCAAUGAAGAUAACAUGUAUUUUAUGGGAAAUAUCUCCAUUGGUACACCUGCUCAAACAUUUCUUGUCAAUUUCGAUACAGGUUCAUCUGACCUCUGGGUACCAUCAAGUCGAUGUUCUUCCAAUUGCACACGUCUUCAUAAGUAUAUAGCAGCUGACUCUCAAACAUAUAUACUUAAUGGAAAUCCCUUUUUCCUUACAUAUGCAGAUGGUUCUUUUGUCAGUGGUUAUAUUAGUAUUGAUACUGUAACGAUCAAUGGCAUUACUGUUCAAGGACAACGAUUUGCCGAAUGUAUAUCUAUUACUGGUAUGGAUAAUGUUCUAUAUGAUGGUAUACUCGGUCUUGGUUAUCCAACUUUGGCAAACUAUGGUAAUACACCACUUUUCUACAAUAUGUGGAAUCAAAGUCUAAUACCAGAACCAAUCUUUUCAUUCUAUUUGAACCCUGAUACAAAUGCCAUCAUCGGUAGCGAACUCAUAUUUGGUGGUAUCGAUUCUAGUAAAUUCACCGGUGAUAUUACUUAUGUUCCUUUAGUUUUAACAGGAUAUUGGGAAUUUCAAAUGACAAGUGUGAGUGUUGGAUCUACUCUGAUAAAUUCAUCAUUGUAUGCUAUUGCUGAUACUGGCACAACAUUCAUCACUGGACCUGCAACACAAGUGGAAGCAUUAAAUGGUGCUUUAGGUGCCACUUAUGAUUCAUCUGCUAACAUGUAUACUCUCAAUUGUUCAAUAAAUUCACUUUCAUCACUUCCCAAUGUAACUUUCAACAUUGCUGGCGUAAUUUUUACAUUAAAACCUUCCCAAUAUCUAGUGGUUUAUUAUGAUGACUCAACCAAUUACAAUAACUCAACCAAUUAUGAUAACUCAACUAAUUACGAUAACUCAACCAGUUACAUAUGCUAUAGUGUUUUCACUCCAUCAGAUUCAAAAGAUUCUUUUAAUAAUAGUAUAUGGAUCUUGGGUGAUUAUUUUCUUCGUCGAUAUUAUUCAAUCUUUGAUAUCGUCAACAAUCGAAUAGGUUUUGCUCAAUCAAUCUCAUAUAAUUCAGAAUAA